Prorocentrum cordatum is the source of this 1131-nucleotide messenger RNA. Lineage: Eukaryota; Dinophyceae; Prorocentrales; Prorocentraceae. The record is from the annotation of a GenBank genome assembly.
AUGCAUUCUCAGUCGCAGUUGGACGCGAUCUGUCCCAUUCAGUGUCUGUGGUCCGUCCUCCCUGGUUACAAUUGGCCUCGUUCUCUCUCCGAGGCCACCUUCGCGACGAAUGCUUCUGCAGAAUCACAACACGCGGUGGCGGACUUCAUGCAGUGGGUCACCCACCGCGUCCACAGGAACUGGGUCAAUGACCACAUCGCCGCCGAGGUCCUCAUCUCGUCGCCAAUGCUCGGGCUCCCGAAGGCGUACUUCUCCCUGCUCACCGGGGACAACCGCGACUUCGAUCAUCGAUCCAUGGGCUCCAUGUCGGCCGUGGUCACCCACUUCUUCGGGCAGGCGACCCGGCGGACGCUCUGGCGAACGUGCUCCUCCCUGGCGCUCAUCAUGCCCAUCGGCGGCGACAGGCUGUGGGGCAGCCGCGUGAUGGGCCGUGCGAUGGUGCAGCUGGGGGAGCGCAACCUGUCGGUGGAGGAGGCCUACGACCUCGUGGCCAGCAACGGCUCUGUGCCUGCGGACCUCCGCCGCAUCUCCUCGUGGCUGCUGGACGGCGUGCGCCGGGACCGGCCCGCGGAGGCGGACGCCAUGCUCGCGCAGGUGGAGCCGCCGGAGCACGUCUGGGCGAACCCCCUGGCCGUGCCCCUGCCGUUUGCGCCGCAGAUGCAGAAGUACGCCUUCUACGGGGUGGGCGUGCAGACCGACGUGGCGGGCGUGCUGGAGGGAGAGGCGUCGCCCGGAGCGAACGGGGCGGAGUACUCCAUCAACGUCAGCGCCACGAAGGACUCGGGGUUCUUCUUCGGCGACGGGGACUACUCCUGCCCGGUCCUGACGCUGGGCGCGAUGUGCCAGAAGGGGUGGAAGGACGACCGCAGGAACCCCGGCAGGACCCCGUGCACGGUGAAGGAGUACGCCGACAGGUCCGAGGGCUCGCGGCUGUUCAGCCGGAAGGCGAUGCAGUCGGGCGUGGCCGAGACGUUCCGGGGCGGAGCCGCCUCUGGCGACCACGUCGACCUCCUGGGCAAUCACGAGAUGCUGAAGGACUUGAUCACCAUUGCCUCUGGUGGCAGCGUGGCCGAACACAUCCAGUCCAGCCUGCGCUCGUUCACGGAGAGGUGGGCGGAUGAGCAGCGGUAA